Drosophila takahashii is the source of this 1027-nucleotide messenger RNA. RefSeq names its product Ras-related protein interacting with calmodulin (gene Ric). Gene Ontology annotation, molecular function: GTP binding; GTPase activity; calmodulin binding. The record is from RefSeq and is a predicted model, not a curated record. Gene Ontology annotation, biological process: Ras protein signal transduction. Gene Ontology annotation, cellular component: plasma membrane. Lineage: Eukaryota; Metazoa; Arthropoda; Insecta; Diptera; Drosophilidae.
UCCGCAAGAGAACCAACCCCGAGCCCGAGAAAAACAAGAAAAUAAUACACAAUUGGCGACGGUGGUGCAGAGGUUCUCCGUGUGAUCCGAUCGAACGGAAAACGGGACUAGGACUAGGACUAGGACCAGGAUUAGGGCUAAAUCCCAUCGGGAGUGAUGGCCGGCGACAUGUCCAUCGGCUGUGCGGCCCUCAAGCGAUCCAGCAAGCUGAGGUCCUGCACCAGUGCCGCCGACACGGACUCGAUGCGGGUGCCCAGCGACCACAGGGACAACGGCAGUCUGGUGAAGCCGCCUCCUCCGAUUCAGCCGCAGAACAUGCGAGGUGGUCUGCGGGUCUACAAGAUCGUCAUCCUCGGCGACGGGGGCGUGGGAAAGUCAGCUGUCACCCUUCAGUUCGUGAGCCACAGUUUCCUGGACUACCACGACCCCACAAUUGAGGACUCCUACCAGCAACAGGCGGUCAUCGACAACGAGGCCGCCCUGCUCGACAUCCUUGACACCGCCGGCCAGGUGGAGUUCACGGCCAUGCGGGACCAAUACAUGCGUUGCGGCGAAGGUUUCAUCAUCUGCUACUCGGUCACCGACCGCCACAGCUUCCAGGAGGCCUCCGAGUACCGCAAACUGAUCACCCGAGUCCGCCUUUCCGAGGAUAUUCCCUUGGUUCUGAUCGCCAACAAGGUGGACCUGGAGUCCCAGCGGCGUGUGACCACCGAGGAGGGCAAGAACCUGGCCAAUCAGUUCGGUUGCCCCUUCUUCGAGACGUCCGCUGCACUGCGUCACUACAUCGACGAGGCGUUCUACACGCUGGUCCGCGAGAUUCGGCGCAAGGAGAUGCAGAAGGCCCUGGGCACGGACUCCAAUUCGGAGAAGAUCCACACGGGGCGACGCAGCCGCUGGUGGCGCAUCCGAUCCAUCUUUGCUCUGGUCUUCCGGCGCAGGCGGAACCUUAACUAGAUGGAUUCCCUAGAAACGAGUGCAAUAUUAACCACACAUACGAGUAACUUUUGUUCGCUAUAUAUAUGGUAUA